Molecule: messenger RNA, 3547 nt
Organism: Otolemur garnettii (small-eared galago)
Lineage: Eukaryota; Metazoa; Chordata; Mammalia; Primates; Galagidae
Gene: CCSER2
Product: coiled-coil serine rich protein 2
Exons: 10
Coding region: 289-3414 (1041 amino acids)
Biological process (GO): microtubule bundle formation
Cellular component (GO): microtubule cytoskeleton
Molecular function (GO): microtubule binding
Source: RefSeq, a predicted model, not a curated record
GCGCGCUGUGCUCUUGGCCCGGGAGGGCGGAGUCCAGGCGGGUGCCGGCGGAGGGAGGGGGCGCGGCGGCUUUGGAGUCCGGCGCACCCUCAGGCCGCAGACGCGAUGCUGGCUGCUGCGGGUCGGGUUGUGGAGAGGGCGGGGAUGUGACGGGCGGCGCCCUCGCCUCACCUUCAGUCCUCCGGCCCGCAGGUCUGUGGGUGACCUGCAGCCGGCCCGCGGCCAAGGAGGCAACGCGACCUCCUCACGAUUCUGUCCAGUUUUAAGAACAAAUGUACCCUAUAGCUCAUGGAAGAAAAAACACAAAUCAAGACAUUUUUGGGUUCCAAGUUGCCAAAGUAUGGAACAAAAUCUGUUAGAAGUACAUUGCAACCAAUGCCAAGUGGGACACCCGUUAAUUUAUUAGGAACUUCCAAGAAUAGUAAUGUCAAAAGUUACAUCAAAAAUAAUGGCUCUGAUUGUCCAUCAUCCCAUUCAUUUAAUUGGAGAAAAACGAAUAAGUACCAACUUAGUGCACAAGACGCUGAAGAGCCCAGCAAUACUCAGAAUUCACAUGAUAAACAUGCCUCUACUCAAGGAAUGUUUGAUAAAAAUGGGAUAAAGGGAGGUUUGAAAAGUGUUUCUUUACUCACAUCAAAGUUGGCAAAGCCAUCUACUAUGUUUGUGUCAUCAACAGAGGAGUUAAACCAAAAGUCUUUCUCUGGACCAUCUAAUUUGGGUAAAUUCACCAAAGGCACAUUAUUAGGAAGGACUUCAUAUUCUUCAGUCAGUGCUCCAAAAUCGCAGUUGAAUGGAUUUUAUGGAAACCGAUCAGCUGGUAGCAUGCAAAGGCCCAGAGCAAACUCCAGUGCCACAAGAAGCAGUUCUGGAGAAAGCUUAGCACAAUCCCCAGACAGUAUGAAAUCUAUUAGUUGUGAAAAAAUGGUAAGGUCACAAAGUUUUUCACAUUCCAUUCAGAAUUCAUUCCUUCCACCUUCAUCUAUAACCAGGUCACAUUCCUUCAAUAGAGCUGUAGACCUAACAAAGCCUUAUCAGAACCAACAGCUAUCCAUUCGAGUGCCUCUACGGUCAAGUAUGCUAACAAGAAAUUCACGACAGUCAGAAGUACUCAAUGGGAAUGAACAUUUGGGGUAUGGAUUUAAUAGGCCUUAUGCUGCUGGUGGAAAGAAGCUGGCUUUACCAAAUGGCCCAGGUGUAACUUCCACUUUAGGUUACAGGAUGGUUCAUCCUUCUCUCUUGAAAUCUAACCGACCUCCAUUUUCUGGGACUAUCACAGUUGAUGGAAAUAAAAAUUCACCUGCUGAUACAUGUAUAGAGGAAGAUGCUACAGUUUUGGCUAAGGACAAAGCUGCUAAUAAGGACCAAGAGCUAAUUGAAAAUGAAAAUUUUAGAACAGAGCAUGACCAGACAGUGAAACAUGAUGCUAAAAUUAGGUACCUGAGUGAUGAUGUGGAUGACAUAUCUCUGUCGUCUUUGUCAUCUUCUGAUAAGAAUGAUUUAAGUGAAGACUUUAGUGAUGAUUUUAUAGAUAUAGAAGACUCCAACAGAACAAGAAUAACUCCGGAAGAAAUUUCUCUUAAAGAAGAAAAACAUGAAAACGUACCACCACAGGAUCUAUUUAAUGUUUCCAAGGAAAAUGAAAAAUCUUUCAGUAAAACCAAUGAAUGGAUUGAUAUUAGUGUCUCUGACAGGAGUGAAUGUACAAAACAUCCAUCUGGGAAUAACUUAAUUUCACCAGAUACAGACUACAGAGCUGGUUCUUCACUUGAACUCUCUCCCUCUGAUAGUUCUGAUGGAACAUACAUGUGGGAUGAAGAGGGCUUGGAACCUAUUGGAAAUGUCCAUCCAGUUGGGAGCUAUGAGUCUUCUGAAAUGAACAGCAUAGAUAUUCUGAAUAAUCUUGAAUCAUGUGAUCUUGAAGAUGAUGACCUUAUGCUUGAUGUGGAUCUGCCUGAGGAUACACCUCUUGAAAAUGUGGAGUGUGACAAUAUGAACCGCUUUGACCGACCAGACAGAAAUGUUCGGCAGUCUCAGGAAGGAUUUUGGAAAAGGCCACCCCAGAGGUGGAGUGGACAGGAACAUUACCACCUCAGCCAUCCUGAUCACUAUCAUCACCGUGGAAAAAGCGACUUGAGCAGAGGCUCUCCAUAUAGAGAAUCUCCUAUGGGUCAUUUUGAAAGCUAUGGAGGGACCCCCUUUUUCCAAGCUCAGAAGAUGUUUAUAGAUGUACCAGAAAAUACAGUGAUACUGGAUGAGAUGACCCUUCGGCACAUGGUUCAGGAUUGCACUGCUGUAAAAACUCAGUUACUCAAACUGAAACGUCUCUUGCAUCAACAUGACGGAAGUGGUUCAUUGCAUGAUGUUCAACUAUCAUUGCCAUCCAGUCCGGAACCAGAGGAUAGUGAUCAAAUAUAUAAGAAUGAAGAUUUAUUAAAUGAAAUAAAACAACUUAAAGAAGAAAUAAAGAGAAAAGAUGAAAGGAUUCAACUAUUAGAACAUCAGCUUGCAACUCAGUAUAACAACCACCAAAAAUCUAAAGAGGAAAAAUGCAUGCAUGCUGAUAAAUAUACCCAAACACCGUGGAGAAGAAUUUCUCCUCAAGUACUACAGCCUUCCAGCAGCCUUCCCAGACCCACAGACUAUGCCCAGGGAAAACUAAUAAAGCCGCAACCUAUCGAGGCCCACAGUGAAUGCACAACCCAGGGCGUGCGUCAGGGCAUUGCACUUCUGGACGAAAGCUUUACACAUGGCUUGCAAGAAGAAAGCAACUAUGGUUUGGAAGACCAGCCAUUUUCGUUAAGCUCAAAAUUCACUAUGGAUGUGGCUAAGUGUACAUCUUCUGAAGGAAACUUGAACAUGACUGUGGGUGCUCAAGAGCCUUAUCAUUUGGCAAAUAAUCAAAUAAAUGACAUGCAGUUUGUACCUACUUCCCUUCAGACACCUUCCCAGUCAGGUACAGUGGACCAGGUUAAGAGAGUUGGAAGAAAUCAGUCUCUGCCAGUGGGCUAUCCGUCUCAGUCCAAGUCCUUGCAGCUUUUAAAACCAUCCAUCUUGAAUUCUUUGGUACCUCCUCCAGUUUCUGAAUCAUCUCCAAGUAGGACUCCCACUUGUAAGAAGUCACCGGUAGUCACAACAUGUAAUUCGACAAAACUUCAGCCAACAUCUAGUCAAACAAAUCUUGCAAAUAAUCCGAAUCUGAAAGCAUCAAAGCUCCGUCCUCCUUCAGGCUCUUUCAAACAAAAACAAAUAAGCAGCUCCCAACUCGAGCCCCAAAGCUUCCAGGCCAAGACAAGUAUCCCAAGGCCACUAACACAACGAAAAGAAAUCAUGCAGAGUUCAAAUGGCAGUUUGCAUUCUGGGGACUGUUUGGCCUCUAAUCGAUAUUCUCGUCUUCCUAAACCAAAGAUACAUUAAGUAUGUAGCCAUCACCUGCCAAUUGGUUUUUAAAAAACUAUUCUGUAAUAGCUUUAUGUGCAGUUUGCUACAAAGGUGGAGGUUCCAUGAAAAGCCUGCAAAUCUUAAAAUUAAAAUGUGGAAGCUUCUACUA